Messenger RNA from Sparassis crispa, 846 nucleotides. RefSeq lists its product as hypothetical. The transcript is spliced from 5 exons. Bases 1 to 846 code for a protein of 281 amino acids. Lineage: Eukaryota; Fungi; Basidiomycota; Agaricomycetes; Polyporales; Sparassidaceae. The record is from RefSeq and is a predicted model, not a curated record.
AUGGGCCGUCCUUUUGAAGAUGUGAUUCCCUCUUCUCACAUCUACCAUCAUUGUUGGCGUAACAUCGCUCACUCUCCCCUCAGCAACAUUGUCGAUAUCACUCACGACGUCGAGCCUGCGCACUCUACGAUGAACAACACCCCCGAAGAGCGCUACGCAGCGCAUGCACUAUAUUCUCUACAAGCAUUCAACCACACUCAACCCGUGCCGACUAUUAGACGGAAGGCUUACACGGUUGUGGCGCCAAAUCUCCCGGAAGGCCACUGCAAGACCUCUUUCACCGUGCAAGGUGCAACUCCGGAUGACGUUACUGCUGAAAUUCUGGGAGCAGAUAUGGCCUCUCCCAUUCAGCGUCACUUUCCAGUUCUCGAAUUCAUCGAGAAGGUCUGGAAAUAUUCUCCCGAAAAGCUAGCAGACAUCCUCCAUGGACGCAAGAUUAGGAUUCCCAUCAGAUCCUAUGUCGACUACUGGACCAAACUGCGUCAACACCAAUCAUCCGCGAUGAAAGUCUUUACAACCUUACUCACCGACAUCCUGUAUCAAAUCUCUGGCACGGGUGCAUGCGUUAUACCCGCAGAAUUUCACCACAAGCAGUCGGCCAGUGGCUACGGCGGCUCACCGCCAGACAUUUCGUGGACUACAGUUGAUGACGUUCGGGAGCAAAGGUGGACAUGGACUAUCUCCUGUGUAGAGGUCGACCUGAGCACAUUUCGCCAGUUCAUAUCCAAACAUUCUUACCAUAAACUGUCCACCAACAAGUGGAAAGCUGUACCGCAAGAAGACAGCUGUUCUCCAUCAUCGAGACCGAUACAGCCUCAAGCAGAAAGAGCCUUCCUCCGAGUCUGA